CGGGUCCCUUCGUUCGGAUCCAACCCUAUUGCCUUUGCUCGGCGCGGCCCCGCCUGCAGCCCAGACCCGAGCCUGGGCUGCGCUUAACUUCUCGCUUCUCUCCACGCUCGAGCCAAUCACCAGCCUCGAAUUUCCUCUGGCCCCGCCUCCAGGCCCGCCCAGGCCCAGUCCCGGGCUUGGUUCGUCCAGGCCCCACCCCCGCCCCGCCCCGCGGUCGGUGCGCCGCGGUCGAGAAGGCGCCUACAGCAGACGCUCGGAACUGCGGACCCGAGAGCUUCCCGCAUUAGGGCUGGUGGUGGGAGCGGAGUGGGUCGGGCGGGGCCGAGCCGGGCCGUGGGCCGUGGGCCGUGUGGGGGCCGGGCGGCGGCCGGGCCGGCGGACGGCGGGAUGGGGUGCACAGUGAGCGCCGAGGACAAGGCGGCGGCCGAGCGCUCUAAGAUGAUCGACAAGAACCUGCGGGAGGACGGCGAGAAGGCGGCGCGGGAGGUGAAGUUGCUGCUGUUGGGUGCUGGGGAGUCAGGGAAGAGCACCAUCGUCAAGCAGAUGAAGAUCAUCCACGAGGACGGCUACUCCGAGGAGGAAUGCCGGCAGUACCGGGCGGUUGUCUACAGCAACACCAUCCAGUCCAUCAUGGCCAUUGUCAAGGCCAUGGGCAACCUGCAGAUCGACUUUGCCGACCCCUCCAGAGCGGACGAUGCCAGGCAGCUGUUUGCACUGUCCUGCACUGCUGAGGAGCAGGGUGUGCUCCCUGAUGACCUGUCCGGCGUCAUCCGGAGGCUCUGGGCUGACCAUGGUGUGCAGGCCUGCUUUGGCCGCUCGAGGGAAUACCAGCUCAACGACUCAGCUGCCUACUACCUGAAUGACCUGGAGCGCAUUGCACAGAGUGACUACAUCCCCACGCAGCAAGAUGUGCUACGGACCCGCGUAAAGACCACGGGGAUCGUGGAGACACACUUCACCUUCAAGGACUUACACUUCAAGAUGUUUGAUGUGGGUGGUCAGCGGUCUGAGCGAAAGAAGUGGAUCCACUGCUUUGAGGGCGUCACAGCCAUCAUCUUCUGCGUAGCAUUGAGUGCCUAUGACUUGGUGCUAGCUGAGGAUGAGGAGAUGAACCGCAUGCAUGAGAGCAUGAAGCUAUUCGACAGCAUCUGCAACAACAAGUGGUUCACAGACACGUCUAUCAUCCUCUUCCUCAAUAAGAAGGACCUGUUCGAGGAGAAGAUCACACACAGUCCCCUGGUCAUCUGCUUUCCUGAGUACACAGGGGCCAACAAGUAUGAUGAGGCAGCCAGCUACAUCCAGAGUAAGUUUGAGGACCUGAAUAAGCGCAAAGACACCAAGGAGAUCUACACGCACUUCACAUGCGCCACCGACACCAAGAACGUGCAGUUUGUGUUUGACGCCGUCACCGACGUCAUUAUCAAGAACAACCUGAAGGACUGCGGCCUCUUCUGAGGGGCAGCAGGGCCUGGCAGGAUGGGCCACCGCUGACUCUGUACCCUCAACCCCUGAGGAAGAUGGGGGCAAGAAGACCACGCUCCCCGCCUGUUCCCCCAGCCGCUUUUCUCCUCUUUCCUCCCUUUGUUCUCAGCUCCCCCGUCCCCUCAGCUCCAGACUUAGGGGAGGGGUUGCCACAGGCCUCCCUGUUUGAAGCCUGCCCUUGUCUGAGGUGCCGGUAAUGGCCAUGGUACCCCCUUUCUGGGCAUCUGUUCUGGGUUUUAACCAUUGUCUUGUUCUGUGAUGGGGGUGGGGGAGCACAUGCUGAGUCUCCCAAGGUUGCAUCUGGAGGAGCCCCUGCUUCUCCAGCCUGGACCCCCAGCUUUGCCCAACACCAGCCCCUGCCCCAGCCUAAGUCCAAAUGUUUACAGGGAGCCUCCUGCCCAGUUCCCCACCCCCCAGCCGCUUGGAGGCCCCAAAGGAAAAAGCACAAGAAGCGUGAGACGCCACCAUUCCUGGAGACCACAGUCCACCUGCUCAUUCUCGUAGCUUUUUAAAAAAAUGAAAGUAAAGGAAAAAAAAAAAAAAAAAAACGCAAAUCUAGAAAACUUUUUAGAGAAAAACUAUUUAAAACUAUCAGAUCCUGACCAGCAGCCCCCUCAGCCCCCCUUCCAAGUGACUCCGUGCCUUGAGUGUGUCUGCGUGUUUACACCCAUCCCUCUGCUGGCCGCCCCUGUGUGAGCGGCACCCCUGCCCUGCCCUCCACAGAAUUGGGUUCCAAGGGCUGUUCCAGACAACUGCCAACGUCACUGAGGGCCCUGCCCCAGCGGCCCUGGGCCCAGGCUCCAUUAACCUAAAUGUAGCUCCUUAGCGCUAACCUAGGAACCGCCGCUGCCUGCUGGGGGGCCACGCCCCUCAUGCCCUCGUCCCAGGCCCGGGGCCUUCAGCGUUGAACACUUCCUUGCUUUUUUUCACAUGUUUUAUGGAAUUGUUCACCUGGUUUGAAAUAAUAAAAUGUAGAAAGAAAAAAAA
This is a messenger RNA of Sapajus apella (tufted capuchin), 2469 nucleotides long. It is a transcript of the gene GNAI2, whose product is annotated as G protein subunit alpha i2. Gene Ontology annotation, biological process: adenylate cyclase-modulating G protein-coupled receptor signaling pathway; gamma-aminobutyric acid signaling pathway. Bases 388 to 1455 code for a protein of 355 amino acids. NCBI's taxonomy places the organism in Eukaryota, Metazoa, Chordata, Mammalia, Primates, Cebidae. The record is from RefSeq and is a predicted model, not a curated record. Gene Ontology annotation, molecular function: GTPase activity; G protein-coupled receptor binding; G-protein beta/gamma-subunit complex binding. The transcript is spliced from 9 exons. Gene Ontology annotation, cellular component: heterotrimeric G-protein complex.